Jaculus jaculus (lesser Egyptian jerboa) is the source of this 1083-nucleotide messenger RNA. It is a transcript of the gene Mrpl39, whose product is annotated as mitochondrial ribosomal protein L39. Gene Ontology annotation, molecular function: RNA binding; nucleotide binding. The transcript has 10 exons. Lineage: Eukaryota; Metazoa; Chordata; Mammalia; Rodentia; Dipodidae. Gene Ontology annotation, cellular component: mitochondrion. The record is from RefSeq and is a predicted model, not a curated record. Bases 14 to 1030 code for a protein of 338 amino acids.
UUCCUGGCCCGCCAUGGAGCCCGUGGCUGCUGCGGCCGCGGCCAUGCGUCUUUGGCGGGCCGCCCUGCGCGGCGCAGCCGGCCGCAGAUUUAUAGCAACUUCACCAGCUGCUCAGCUGUCAUCCACCGAACUGACAGAAAUGCGGAAUGAUCUCUUUAAUAAAGAGAAAAACCGACAGUUAUCAUUGACACCCCGAACAGAAAAGAUUGAAGUGAAGCAUGUCGGGAAAACUGACCCUGGCACCGUCUUUGUGAUGAAUAAAAACAUAUCAACUCCUUACAGUUGCGCCAUGCAUUUGAGUGAGUGGUACUGCAAGAAAUCCAUUUUGGCUCUUGUGGAUGGACAGCCUUGGGACAUGUAUAAGCCGUUGACCAAGUCCUGUGAAAUUAAAUUUCUUACCUUCAAAGACCAUGAUCCAACAGAAGUGAAUAAGGCGUAUUGGCGUUCUUGUGCCAUGAUGAUGGGCUAUGUGAUAGAAAGGGCAUUCAAAGAUGAGUAUAUGGUCAGUUUGGUCAGAGCCCCAGAAGUUCCUGUAAUUGCUGGAGCCUUCUGCUAUGAUGUAAUUUUGGAUAAGAAAUUGGAUGAAUGGAUGCCAACAAAAGAUAACCUACGUUCCUUCACAAAAGAUGCUCAUACCUUAAUCUAUAAAGAUCUGCCAUUUGAAACUCUAGAAGUUGAAGCAAAAGUGGCAUUAGAAAUCUUUCAACACAACAAGUAUAAAACAGACUUCAUAGAAGAGAAGGCAUCUCAGAACCCUGAGAGAAUAGUCAGGCUACACAGGAUUGGUGACUUCAUUGAUGUGAGUGAAGGCCCUCUCAUUCCAAGGACAAGCAUUUGUUUCCAGUAUGAAGUUUCAGCGGUCCAUAGCCUUCAAUCUGAGCAACCAAAUCUUUUAAGACGAUUUCAGGGGUUGUCUUUACCCACCCACCUACGAGCACAUUAUACAAUAUGGAAUAAGCUAGUGGAAAGAUCUCGGAAAAUGGUAACUGAAGAUCAAACUAAACCCACAGAGGAAAUUGGAUCUACCUAAUGACUUCCUAACAUUUACAUGUGUACAGCAAAUUAAAUAAAAGUUUUAUAUGA